UUCUGCAAAACAACCGCCGGCAGCCGCCGCCGCCGCCGCAGCAGCAGCAAAGCACGGCUCUGCGCGCCGACUACAAGAGGGUUAAAAGUGUAGAUUGGAUUUCACCCCGGGAAAUCGAGCGCACGGAGUGAACUUGAAUCUUUGGCUAUUUAAGGAGGACUGGGGUUUGUUGUGGAGUUGUGGUGAUUCAGGGCAGAGCCCCGUCCUGAUUGAUUUCAUCUUCCUCGAGUCUCAGAUGACUGUAAAGUGAACAGAUGAAAUUAUUCCUUUUUUGAGGCUUUUUCUUAGGGGCUCUCCGGGCAGCGCGUUUGCAAAAGCGAAGUCAUGAUGUAUUCUCCAAUCUGUCUCACUCAGGAUGAAUUUCACCCGUUCAUUGAGGCACUUCUUCCGCAUGUCCGUGCAAUUGCCUACACUUGGUUCAACCUCCAGGCUCGAAAACGCAAGUACUUCAAAAAACAUGAGAAACGAAUGUCAAAGGACGAGGAAAGAGCAGUCAAGGAUGAGCUACUAAGCGAAAAGCCCGAAAUUAAACAGAAGUGGGCAUCCAGGCUCCUCGCCAAGCUGCGCAAAGAUAUUCGCCAAGAGUUCCGGGAGGAUUUUGUGCUCACGGUGACUGGGAAGAAGCACCCGUGCUGUGUAUUGUCCAAUCCUGACCAGAAGGGUAAGAUUAGGAGGAUCGACUGCCUGAGGCAGGCUGACAAAGUCUGGCGUCUGGAUCUAGUCAUGGUGAUCCUGUUCAAAGGCAUCCCCUUGGAAAGUACGGAUGGAGAGCGGCUCAUGAAAUCCCCACAUUGCACAAAUCCAGCACUUUGCGUCCAGCCACACCACAUAACAGUAUCAGUCAAGGAGCUUGAUUUGUUUUUGGCAUACUACGUGCAGGAGCAAGGUUCCCCUGAAUUGAAAAUGGCAGUAAGUCCAUAAAGGAUUUUCUCUGAUACUGAGCCUUCUGAAAAGCACUUUCUCUUUGUGGGAUAAUUUUAGUUCUUUUUGGUGAUUGUGUCAUCCUCUAGCCAUCCUUGUAUUGCUGAGUGAUAAGUAGCAAUAAUGCAUUUGUUUCUUAGCCGCAGACCUAAACCAGGGGAAGUUUGACCAGCUGCAGAUGGCGGGCCAUUUCGUGGCUUGGCCUGGUAGUAGGCAGAAAUGGCUCGCAGAAGGGCAGAUGGCAGUCUGUUAUCCGAUGCCCCAUACGCAACUGCGGAUCUAACUGAAAAAGAAACUGAAUAGAUUUUAUUAGUAACAAAGGAGUAAAAUUGCAUGUCUUCAUUGAGCAGGUACUUGUGGUUUGAAAGAGUAGAUACAGUAUGACCUUUUUAUUUUUGACAAAUUCUUCUCUUAGAAGUUUAGUACCCAAAUAUUGCACUGUGUUCACACAAAUAUAUAAAUAGAGUUAUUAUUUUUUUAAUUAUUUGUCAUGGAAAUCUGUGUUUCUUCUCUCGCCGUUUGUAUUUUAUAUUUUUUUUCUCCACAGCAGUCGACAAUUUACUAAAAUAUUUUGCAGCGACUUGCAGCAGCAGCGCGGUCUGCUAAACGUGAACCUUUUCUAUAAAGGCACUAAACAUAACAGCUUAAUUACAAAAACUUUAUAUCUUCAAACUUCCUUUAUGUAGAAAAAUUUGAACAAUACUUUGAAUGCAUACAUCACAAGACAUAACUUACUGAUUAAUUCUAAUGUAUUUACCUGCCUGUAAAAGUUGAAAGUACAAAGGGAGGAAAAUAGCUUAAGUAGCUCUUGAACCAAUGGGGCUGAGGGUCAUGGUACUUUUACACUCUUGGUUUUAAGUUGUUGGAAGCCAUAACUUGAAAUGGGAGAAAGAGUUGUAGAACACAGCUGAUUUUAUUGAUUUGAACAAAUUGAGAAUAUUAGUUUAUUCAAAAUAUUUGUCUAAUCAGAAAUGAGUAAGAAAGUGUUCUGUAAUAUUGUAACUUUGAAGGUUACAAGAAGCCACUCUGGGAAUAUACUAGAAGAUGAAACUGGCUAAUUUCUUUGUACCAAGCUACCCUUAGCAGGCGCCUUUGUUUAUUGCAAACUGCAUGUAUUUUGUAUCUCUUGUGCUGCUUUACAGUUAAACUUCUGCUAACAUAUGUUCACUCUCUUCUUGAAGAAGUCGUAUUAAGUUAUCUUUGUGUAUUUUUUCCUCAUUUUGCCACACUUUGAAUCUCUGUCCUCAGUGAAUGCAGGUUAAUUGGGCACUUUGCUGUGUACUUGAUUAAGAGCAUCAGACUUGAAAAAAUAUAAGCAUGAAGUAAACCAAAAUGCUGCAUUUUACACAGGGUGUUUUGCUCUGUAUAUCUCUUUUAGAAUACUAAAAUCCACCUAAUGGUAUCAUAUAAAAAAUAAGCAGAGAAAUUGAAACAAAUGACUGAACGAAAUACGAAGAAGGAAUUAGCACACAAAAUGAAGAAAGGAGCCAAAUAGUGUGUUUUUUGUUUCUUUAUAAAAGAAGAUUAGAGGAAAAAGGAGGAGGAAGGAUAGUUCGAGUGCCAGUGAUGGUUGCCAGUGGCACCAGGAUUGGCAUCAGACCUUCUUUGUUUAGCCUAGGAUGCCUGUGAUUUGUUGGUUGGCAUCCGCAUUGCAGUGCAGAGUAAUGUUACAAUAUAUUGACAAUUUCCAGAUCUAGAAGUGUCAGUAAUCCUUUCAGUUCUUAAUAAAAAGAGCUUCUACUUCCAUGUCUGCCUUGAAGGAAGAAAUAAGGACUAACCUAUCAAGUUUUGUCAUUGACCAACUUUAUCUGGUUCUCCUUUUUGCCCACCUCUGUCAGAAUUCAGCAUCAUUUUUUUUCCCCUAUUCUCUUUCUAUGACCCUCUGGUGCUUUAGGAUGUUAAAAAAAAAAAAAAAAAAAAAAAAAAGGCUUGACUUAGGUUACAAAGCUGCUCCUUUGACUGAAAUGGAGGAAGAAAAUGGGAAAAACACAGUAAUCAGUAUUUAGCAUCAAAAUAAUUUUUAAUCAUAAUACACUUUUAUAGGGCUCUGCUUCUGUAUCAGGUCCAUAUCUACCCUCCCCCCCCCAGGCGAGUUUUAAAAAAGCCUAAACCUUGAAAAUGUAAUGGAUAUUGUUUGUAUUGAUAAAAAUUAUUAUUAUUAUUAUUAUUGUUGUUGUUAAUUUUUGUUACAUUAUCUUUUACGCUUUCAUUCUUUCUCUUUCUGUCUGGCAUCAGAGUGCCUAUCAUUUGGUAUGAAACAUGUCUGAGUCCGUAAAAUCAUUUGAUGAUAUUUGACUCAAUCAGUGCAGCGCUUAUGCUGUGUUCCCGUUGCUACAAGAACCGCCAUUUUGUUUGUCAAGUGCCAGGAGAGGAGAAAAAAAAAAAAAAAAAAAAAAAAAAA
This is a messenger RNA of Coturnix japonica (Japanese quail), 3322 nucleotides long. The record is from RefSeq and is a predicted model, not a curated record. Lineage: Eukaryota; Metazoa; Chordata; Aves; Galliformes; Phasianidae.